AUGCCUCGCAAGAACCAUCAAGAUGCAAUCCUGCCCAUUCGUCGUGAAGCUAUGAUCUAUGAAAUCGUUGGGCGCCAUCCGCGUAUUGCCAAAUGCCUGUCUCGAGGUCAAGAUGUUCAAUAUGUUGAUAUUGAAUACUACCCACAUGGGGAUCUUACUACCUACUGUCAGAAAAAUGGCAUCACCCCUGUACUUCGCUCAAAGUGGUUCGGCCAGAUUAUCAACGCAAUUAUUGUGAUCCACUCAUUUGGUGUGAUUCAUUCGGACCUAGCUUUGCGCCAAUUUUUUGUCGACAAUGAUUUUGAUUUACACCUAGGUGACUUUAACUCUUCUCAAUGUCCUGGUCAUCCAGCACUUGGAUACGAAAAGGCGUCACAUUGUUUACCCCGUGACUACAACCUUCCAAACACAGAAGCUUCUGACAUUUUUGCUUUGGGUUCUACACUAUAUGAGCUAGUGACUGGUGCCGCUCCCUUCAGCGAAUUGAAUCUAGCCGAAUCCAACGAUCCCGAAGCUAUCAAGGCUCAGAUUCGGCGUCAACAUGCUGUCAUUGAUCAUGUGAUUGAAGAGCGGUACAAGGCACAGCAAUUUCCCGAUGUUACUGGUAUUUGGCAUGGUGAUAUUAUACUAGGCUGCUGGAAAGGGCAAUUUGCUACCGCAAAAGAAGUCCUCGGCGUAUUCCAAAGUUAUGAAUCCUUUCAUUAUUGA
This is a messenger RNA of Penicillium malachiteum, 708 nucleotides long. RefSeq lists its product as uncharacterized. Bases 1 to 708 code for a protein of 235 amino acids. Gene Ontology annotation, molecular function: ATP binding; protein serine/threonine kinase activity. Gene Ontology annotation, biological process: protein phosphorylation; intracellular signal transduction. The record is from RefSeq and is a predicted model, not a curated record. The transcript has a single exon. Lineage: Eukaryota; Fungi; Ascomycota; Eurotiomycetes; Eurotiales; Aspergillaceae.